AUGGUCCUUAUUUAUAAUUUGACUGUGAAUAUUAUUAACCUCUUGUUCCCUGGCCUUAAACUGGAAUUCCCUGGCCUUAAACUGGAAUUCCCUGGUCUUAAACUGGAAUUCCCUGGUCUUAAACUAGAAUUCCCUGGUCUUAAACUGGAAUUCCCUGGUCUUAAACUGGAAUUCCCUGGUCUUAAACUGGAAUUCCCUGGUCUUAAACUGGAAUUCCCUGGUCUUAAACUGGAAUUCCCUGGUCUUAAACUGGAAUUCCCUGGUCUUAAACUGGAAUUCCCUGGUCUUAAACUGGAAUUCCCUGGUCUUAAACUGGAAUUCCCUGGUCUUAAACUGGAAUUCCCUGGUCUUAAACUGGAAUUCCCUGGUCUUAAACUGGAAUUCCCUGGUCUUAAACUGGAAUUCCCUGGUCUUAAACUGGAAUUCCCUGGUCUUAAACUGGAAUUCCCUGGUCUUAAACUGGAAUUCCCUGGUCUUAAACUGGAAUUCCCUGGUCUUAAACUAGAAUUCCCUGGUCUUAAACUUUUGUUAAAUUACUCUGAUUUUUAG
Molecule: messenger RNA, 549 nt
Organism: Hydra vulgaris (swiftwater hydra)
Lineage: Eukaryota; Metazoa; Cnidaria; Hydrozoa; Anthoathecata; Hydridae
Source: RefSeq, a predicted model, not a curated record